Messenger RNA from Abrus precatorius (Indian licorice), 1799 nucleotides. RefSeq names its product phospholipase A1-Igamma3, chloroplastic. The transcript has a single exon. Gene Ontology annotation, molecular function: glycerophospholipase activity. The record is from RefSeq and is a predicted model, not a curated record. Gene Ontology annotation, biological process: lipid metabolic process. Lineage: Eukaryota; Viridiplantae; Streptophyta; Magnoliopsida; Fabales; Fabaceae. Bases 1 to 1479 code for a protein of 492 amino acids.
AUGAACCGGUUCGACAUGGUUCAAACCCAACAGCAUGUGGUUCUUGAUCACCCAAAAACCAACACCCCCAAUAGAGUCACACGUUUGGCUGAAUCCCUCUCACACGUGCUUCAUCUUCACAUUGACCCCCCUUCACGUACCAAUAAAGAAAACUUCACCUUGAACUUGCUAAGUGAUCACGAAAAGAACCACUCAACUCCACCCAUGUCUCCAAGAGAAAACAUCUCAAAAAAUUGGCGUGAAAUUCAAGGGUGUUUCGAUUGGGAAGACAUGCUAGACCCUCUUCACCCGUGGUUGCGUAGAGAAAUUGUCAAGUACGGAGAAUUUGCACAAGCAACCUACGAUGCAUUUGACUAUGAUUCUUUCUCUGAAUAUUGUGGGAGUUGUCGUUACAACCGUAACAAAAUAUUUGAAAAAUUAGGCCUUAGUAGAAAUGGUUACACCGUGACUAGGUACAUAUAUGCCAUGUCACACAUAGAACUACCACGUUGGCUCGAGAGGUCACAUGUUGCUGACACGUGGAGCAAAGAUUCGAAUUGGAUGGCCUUUGUAGCCGUUAGUGACAAUGAAGAGACACGUAGGAUUGGAAGGAGGGACAUCGUGGUGGCGUGGCGUGGCACCGUGGCACCAUGUGAGUGGUACGAGGAUUUUCAAAGGAAGUUGGAUCCAAUUGGCCACGGUGAUGCCAAAGUUGAACAUGGGUUUCUUAGCAUUUAUAGUUCUAAGAGUGAGAACACAAGGUACAACAAAUCAAGUGCUUCGGAUCAAGUCAUGAAGGAAGUGACAAAACUGGUGAAGUUUUAUGAGGAAAAAGGUGAGGAAGUUAGUCUUACAAUCACGGGACAUAGCCUAGGAGGUGCUUUAGCAUUGCUCAAUGCUUAUGAAGCAGCACAUACAAUUCCAAACCUUCCAAUAAGUGUCAUUUCUUUUGGGGCACCAAGAGUUGGAAACAUUGCCUUCAAAGAUGAGUUACAUCAAAUGGGGGUGAAAACUUUGCGUGUUGUGGCAAAACAAGAUUGGGUGCCAAAAAUGCCAGGGCUUUUGUUCAAUGAGAGCUUUAAAGUGUUUGAUGAACUCACGGGGUUGGAAUGGGUUUACACUCACGUUGGUGCUGAGUUAAAGCUUGAUGUUCAUUCAUCUCCUUAUCUUAAAGGUGGAAUGAACUUGCCCGGGUUUCAUAGCUUGGAGACGUACCUUCAUCUUAUAGAUGGGCACUUGAGCUCUAAGACACCCUUUAGGCCAGAAGCUAGGAGGGAUGUUGCACUAGUUAACAAGUCAUGUGAUAUGCUAGUUGAUGAGCUUAGAAUCCCACGUUGUUGGUACCAAUUGGCCAACAAAGGAUUGGUUUGUAAUGAUCACGGAAGAUGGGUUAAGCCCAAAAGAGACCCUGAUGAUGUACCUUCACAUACUACCGACUUAUGUAAUGAUGGUCUUGCACUUGGAAUGCAAACAUAUAAGAUGAGUUUGGUCUCCCCAUAAAGACAAGAUGUAAAUCAAAGUUUCUAUUAGGAAUAUUUUCAAACCCAAAUUUUAAGGGUUAUAGAACAGACUAAUAGUAUGAUGUAAUUAGACCUCUACAUAUGUAGUGCUAAAAUUUUGGAGUAAUGGUAAUCAAGAGAUUAAGAUUUAAGGGUAGAAUAGAACAACAAAAUUUUCAAUGUGACAAAACAGAGUUUACUGAGAAAGUCUAAAUUGAUCACAUAUUUUGAGGUUAAAAAAAUGAACAUUUAAUUCCUCCUCUCAUUGUCUAGUAUUUAUUCGCUUGCUAACAGAUGGAUCAUUGCUUGUCCCUGCUCUCC